GUUCGAUUAUCUGUCCGUGGUUAUGAACCGUUUCUUCUCGCUGACUUAUAACUGCCCUCGUUUCCGCCCCUACCUGGCCGCCUGUCUCACAUUGUUCCUGAUGCGCUCUCUUAGGAAGGCUUCUGUCGUUGGAGUGAAAACAUUACGCCGGGAUCGAGGGCUACCAGGAAGGGACCCUCAAGAGGCCCCCUGAACGCCCGGAUGGAAAGAAGGCAAAUCUUCAGAGACAGCGGUGUGAUUUGCCUGCAAGGCGUCGGAGGCCUGGGUUGCGCCCACCCUCUGCGCGGUGCAGCGAUGGCGGUGGUGGUCCCCCGCAGCUUCCGCCUGCUGGACGAGCUGGAGCAGGGCCAGAAGGGCGACGCCAUGAGCGGCGUGUCGUGGGGACUGGCCAUCCCAGACGACAUCACGCUCACCCACUGGACGGGCACCAUCUUCGGCCCUCCGGGCACGGCCUACGACAACCGCAUCUACUGUCUGUCGAUCACUGCCGGGCAGCAGUACCCCGACCGUGCCCCGGAGGUCAAGUUCGGCACCCAGAUCAACAUCUCGAACGUGGACGCCAGAACCGGGGAGGUGCAGAAGGACUUCCCCCUCUUGCGGGGCUGGAGGCGCGAGUUCACGAUCGAGAACGUCCUCACGGAGCUCCGGAAGAGCAUGGUUCAGCCAGCCAACCGCAGGCUGCCGCAGCCGGCCGAGGGCACCAACUACUGAGGCCGCCGAGGCCGGCCCUCCUCCCAUCCGAGGGGCGCACGCGGCGCGAAGAGCGCUCCAGCCUCCGCGCGCUCCGACCUCGACCUGCUCCUGCCCAGGCCGGCCGGCCCUCCCCUGAGAUUGAGGAUCCGGGUCAUCUCCCGAGAGCUCCAUCCUCCCGCUCGUCGUCCCACCAGGGCUGUACGUGCAGCCGAGGCACGGCGGGUGCUCGUCCGAGUCUGGGCCAAUUGCAGCACUGACCACCUCGGGCGGGGGCUGUCUGAGUGCAGCCCUUGGGCUUUUUUGGCGCUCCCCCCUCGAGAUCCUUAACCGCAGAGGGAAGAUCUCGACCCUUGCCCUCGCUGCCUGGCCAGACCAGAAAGCCCAUCUCCCUUGCGCUCGGCC
Molecule: messenger RNA, 1095 nt
Organism: Prorocentrum cordatum
Lineage: Eukaryota; Dinophyceae; Prorocentrales; Prorocentraceae
Source: the annotation of a GenBank genome assembly